AAAGAGGACACCUUAAAAUUGGCAGCAUGUUCUUUUCACCAGUCUUGAACCUUCUCGCACCCUAGUCAAACCUUUUUAAUGCACAAAAUGCUAUCUGAAUCCUGUGAAUCAUUCUUGAUUAGAUGCAAAUAAAGAUCUUUUCUAUCCACAAAAGUAAAAUAUAACUUAUUGCAUUUGUUAAAAAAAAAAAAAAAAAAAAAAAAGAAAUCUGAAAGAUGGUGGAGACUUCAGAGAGUUCAGGUGAGUCCAGUGACUGGGAAUUAGUCCAACACUCAUCUGAUCAGCCAUCUUCGCCACCACCACAAGGGCAGCUACUCGGAUAUGAAAUGGUAAUAAGAGACAACUUCUAUGGUGAUAAUUCUAUCUUCCCACCAAGCGAGCAUGAAGACUUGCCCCUUUUAGGAGAAGCCUCUGGUUCACCGAGAAAUACAUCACCACGACGACAGUCAUCGUUGUCAUCUGCAUGUACAGACAUAGGUUCUCCGAAAGAGCAACAGACAAAAUCAGAUACAAGACUUUCUAUCAUGAUGAAUGUGAUGGGGACUAGAAUGUACACAUUUGGAAGAAAAGUGUUUCAGGUUUUUCUUUGCAGCAGUAGCAGGAGGUGUUUCUCUAUUUUUCCUGCUACCGCGAUAGUGGUAGCAUUGCUUGCUUGCGUGAAGAUUCUGCAGUGGCGAAACCGCCUUCUGGUCCUCAUAAGAGAGAAAGACCAGAGAAUCAGCCAGCUCUUGCAUCAGAUAGCGCACAUGAACGAGAUCUUGUCAGCACGACGGAAGGUUCCAGUCUUGCGAAUUUAAUUAGACCAAUGUGACUUCAUGAGCAUCAAAAUAUUGCUGCAAAUAGUUUAAUGCAUAAUUUGUUAUUUGGUAUAUUGUAAUGCUGCAGAAUGCAAGCGAAACCUCUCUGGAAUUGAGAUUUCUAUAGUCCAGAGCAUGGUUUUCCAUUUAUAUACUGAAAAAUAUUGUAGAAUAGAUCUCCACACCGAGCUUCAAUACGACAACGGUUAUACAUUUAUACACUGAAAAA
Messenger RNA from Chenopodium quinoa (quinoa), 1026 nucleotides. RefSeq lists its product as uncharacterized. The transcript is spliced from 2 exons. The coding region runs from base 216 to 797 and encodes 193 amino acids. Lineage: Eukaryota; Viridiplantae; Streptophyta; Magnoliopsida; Caryophyllales; Amaranthaceae. The record is from RefSeq and is a predicted model, not a curated record.